AAAAAACGUUUUGCAUAAAUGAUGAAGAGAUGAACUCACUUCUUCCUCCAAUUCAUGAACUCAUUUCACACCGAGGGACAGGCAUAAAUUUGAUACUAAUACUAAAAAAAAAAAAAGAAAAACAUCAUCGGACUUAACGUAUUGUUUUUUUAAUUCGGCGGCUACUAAUCACAAUUAGGUAUUUACUCUCUCUCUCUCUCAAGGGUUUUCAUGUUCUUCUUCUACUUGGUUUAAUAAUUGUAUAUAUAUCCCCUCAGUUUCUUCCUAAUUAUUUUGAUCAAUUAUUUACCCUUCAAUCCUUCUUUUUAAUCUGCCCCCACGAUAUCGCCAUUUUCAUCUUCGACCGCCGUAACAGAAACAAUCACCAUGUUGAAGUUCAAUACGUGGCCCAACACAACCCCAACCCUAACCCUAUUCAAUCUCAACUGCUUACCUUCCCCACAACCAUCACCAUCCUCUCUACAUUUCGAUUCAAUCUCAUUCCAAGCCUCCUACCUCAUCAACAAUUUCGAUUUCUCCCCACAAUUAGCUUCCAAACUUUCCUCCACCUACCGUCUUGCUUUCAAAACCACCCAAAAUCCUGACUCUGUUCUCAACUUCUUCACAGAUUACGGUUUCUCUAAUUCCCAGUUACACCACAUCAUUGCCAAGGCACCAUGGCUGCUUUCCUGCAACCUCUCCAAAAGGGUCUUGCCAAAGUUUCUAUUUUUUCUCUCCAAAGGUGCUUCUAUCUCUGACAUUGUUAACCUUGUCAGCAGGAACCCUAUAGUCUUGAGUCCAAGCUUGGAGAAUCAUAUAGCCCCAACUUAUGAAUUGCUUUAUAGAAUCUUGCAAUCAGACAAGGAAGUUAUUGCUUCUGCAAUUCGCACUCCAAAUUUACUCUGUGACCAUCUUGUACCACGUAACAUUACAAUGCUGAUUCAGAAUGGAGUCUCUGACUCAAAUAUUGCCAGAAUUCUUCGAAACUGGAAUGGGAGUCGGACAUUGCAGAUGUCUGAGAUGAUGACUUUAUUGGAGGAAUUAAAAGAUUUGGGGUUUAAUCCUUCAAAAACAAUUUUUGGUGCAGCAUUGAUUGCCAAAACAUCAGUACCCAAAACCAGGUGGAACAAGAAAGUUGAUACUUAUAAGAAAUGGGGUUGGUCUGAUCAAGAUGUCAUUGAAGCAUUUAAAAAACAACCUUUUUGUAUGUUAAAAUCCGUUGACAAGAUUGAUUUAGUCAUGAAUUUCUGGGUAAAUCAAUUGGGCUGGGAUGCUAUGGCCCUUGCCAAACAACCCACGCUUUUUUGCUUAAGUUUGGAAAAAAGGAUCAUUCCAAGGGCCUCGGUUGUGCAAUUUCUUUUGAUGAAUGGUUUGAGAAAUAAGAGUGCAAGCUUAACUUCUCCAUUUGUACCGCCUGAGAAGGUGUUUCUUGAUAGGUUUAUAAAACGUUUUGAGAAGAAGUCGUCUUAUCUAUUAAACUUGUACGAGGAGAAACUCAAGCUUGCAUACACCGAGGACAAAAAUUGCAUCUCAUGAUUAGAUUUUCAGGUAUUUCAGACAUGCCGUAAUGUUGUUCCAUAUUUGUUUGGUACAGACUCUGAUUGGAGCUAGUUUAGGAGUAGGGAUUUGCUACCUUUCGGGAGGGAAAGUCACUAUGGUUUUCUCUCUGCCCCUUUCCUAUAUUAGCUUUAGUUACUUUUAACAAAUUUUGGGUUUCUUAUGAUUGAUAUUUAUUCAAAAUCCUUUGUUUAUCGACACCAUAUGAUUUGCCGGUGCUACAUGUUAAAGUUUAACUUUCUUGAAUAUUUGUUUUUGAA
Molecule: messenger RNA, 1796 nt
Organism: Lathyrus oleraceus (garden pea)
Lineage: Eukaryota; Viridiplantae; Streptophyta; Magnoliopsida; Fabales; Fabaceae
Exons: 1
Coding region: 367-1515 (382 amino acids)
Biological process (GO): regulation of DNA-templated transcription
Molecular function (GO): double-stranded DNA binding
Source: RefSeq, a predicted model, not a curated record